AUGAAUCUAAAUGAACCUUUAUUAGAUUCACAAAUUGAAGGAUUUCCUGGUCUGACAAGCCCUGAAGUCAAAAGAUGUUGUGGGUGUUUUUGUAAAUAUACAUAUAUUCCUAAUAUUAAGGCAACAUUCCUAGGAGAAUGGGAGAUUUCACUUUGCAUGCCUAUGUUUGUAAUUAUCCUAAUGAUAUCAUCAUUUGCCAUGUAUAUAUUGGCGAUGCCUGAUGUAUGGGGAAAGCUAUUUUACUAUAUUGCCUUAGGAAUUUUGUCAUAUUUAUUUUUAAUAUGGAUAACAUCAUAUAUAAUGGUCAUUAAAGUAGGUCCUGGGUACUACCCAUUCUAUGCAGCUACAAAUUCCAAAUAUCCUUACACUCCUGAAAAAGAUUUGAACCAAUUAAUUGAAUCUCCAUUUGAUGGAGUUAUUUCGACAGAAAAGCAAUACAAAUGGGCGCAUGAAGGUGAUAUGCCGCCGCGCUGUAUCCUAUCAAAAUCAGCAAGAAGAAUUGUUAUUAAACCCGACCACUUAUGUGGCUGGACUGCUACAUGGAUUGGCAAGAGAAACUUCAAACCCUUCAUAUUGUUUAAUGUUUACGGUGUUUUAUACACAGCUUUUUAUGCUUUUUCCGGUUGGAAGAAAAUUUACUUGGUUUUCAAGAAUAACCUCAAAAUGGACUUUACAACUAUGAUGUUCCUACUCAUGCUAAUCUUUGCAUCUACAUUCUGCAUGCUUUGCUUAGGCUUUGUCAUUUCUGGCUGUACAUCUGCUUGUCAGAACCGAACUUCGUGGGAAAAAUGGAAUAAUAUUGAUGUAUCUAAGUAUAAUAAAGGUAAGUGCAAUAAUUUGGAAGAUACAUGCGGCGAUAAAAACUGUAAAUUACUUUGGAUUUUCCCUGUUCCGCCAUUUAGAGGAAAAACUAACGGAGAAUUGGUUGCUUCAUAUGAUAGAUAUACAAGACAUAAUAGAGAUGAUGAUUAA
Molecule: messenger RNA, 972 nt
Organism: Trichomonas vaginalis G3
Lineage: Eukaryota; Parabasalia; Trichomonadida; Trichomonadidae
Product: cysteine S-palmitoyltransferase protein
Exons: 1
Coding region: 1-972 (323 amino acids)
Biological process (GO): peptidyl-L-cysteine S-palmitoylation; protein targeting to membrane
Cellular component (GO): Golgi apparatus; endoplasmic reticulum
Molecular function (GO): protein-cysteine S-palmitoyltransferase activity
Source: RefSeq, a predicted model, not a curated record